AUGAGGUUAUCAUCACUAGCGUUCGGCGCCGCAGCCGUGAGCGUGGCAGAUGCCUGGGGUGGCUUCGGCCACAUCACCAUAGGCUACCUCGCCUCCUCCCUUAUCAACCCCAACACAACAACCCUCCUCCAAACCCUCCUCCAUAACACCACCGACUUCUACCUCGCCGGCGUCGCCACCUGGGCCGACUCGGUCCGCUACACCAAAUGGGGUCGCUUCACCUCGGGCUUCCACUUCAUCGACGCGAAGGACAAUCCCCCACACUCCUGCAACGUCGACAUCGAACGCGACUGCAAGCAGACUGCGGGGUGCGUGGUCACCGCGUUGGCGAACUACACCACCCGCUUGAUGGACGAGAGUUUGUCGCGGUCGGAAAGGGCCAUCGCGGCCAAGUUCGUGGUGCACUUUGUGGGGGAUCUGCACCAGCCUUUGCAUAACGAGGAUGUUGCCCGCGGGGGGAAUGGGAUUCCCGUGUUGUUUGACGGGGCAAGGUUGAAUUUGCAUCAUGUGUGGGAUACGAGUAUUGUUGAGAAACUUGUUGGCGGGGGGAGAGGGCUCAGAAGGAAGCCGUAUGAGAUGGCGAAACGGUGGGCGGAGGAGUUGGUGAGGGAGAUUGAGGGGGGCAAGUUUAGCAGAGAUAAGGAGGGCUGGUUGAAGGCGGCGAAUCUUUCGGAUCCGGUCGGGACAGCGCUGGAGUGGGCAAGGGAGGGGAAUAGUUAUGUUUGUUCGACUGUCCUCCCCGACGGGGUGAACUCCAUUGUCGAGCAGGAACUGGGCGGCGAAUACUACCAAAAAGCGGCCCCCGUGGUAGAGGCACAGAUCGCGAAGGCGGGAUAUCGGCUGGCCGCCUGGCUGGAUAUGAUAACCGCGAGUCUGCAUGCCCAAGCGCUGACUUGGACGCCAGAAGAGAGGCAAAGCCCUUCCCCGCCAGGUGAUUUGUAA
Molecule: messenger RNA, 942 nt
Organism: Thermochaetoides thermophila DSM 1495
Lineage: Eukaryota; Fungi; Ascomycota; Sordariomycetes; Sordariales; Chaetomiaceae
Exons: 3
Coding region: 1-942 (313 amino acids)
Biological process (GO): DNA catabolic process
Molecular function (GO): endonuclease activity; nucleic acid binding
Source: RefSeq, a predicted model, not a curated record